AUGGCCAUUCAUCAUCAUGAUUGUGGGGUGGAAACGCUGUUGGCACUGAUUUCCGGUUUCUUACCGCAGAGUAAAUGCCCUUCGGAUCAUCAGACAUCUAAGCACGUUGAUGCAACGAGAUUAUUUUCCGAGACUUUCGACAAAAAUAACCAUGUCAAACCGAGGGGCGUAAAAUCUCCAAAGGAUUCCAAAAAUCGCGCUGCUAGUUAA
Sclerotinia sclerotiorum 1980 UF-70 is the source of this 210-nucleotide messenger RNA. RefSeq lists its product with no specific name. NCBI's taxonomy places the organism in Eukaryota, Fungi, Ascomycota, Leotiomycetes, Helotiales, Sclerotiniaceae. The record is from RefSeq and is a predicted model, not a curated record. The transcript is spliced from 2 exons. Bases 1 to 210 code for a protein of 69 amino acids.